Polistes canadensis is the source of this 1862-nucleotide messenger RNA. Its product is annotated as carbohydrate sulfotransferase 11. Gene Ontology annotation, cellular component: membrane. Lineage: Eukaryota; Metazoa; Arthropoda; Insecta; Hymenoptera; Vespidae. Gene Ontology annotation, molecular function: sulfotransferase activity. Bases 529 to 1635 code for a protein of 368 amino acids. The record is from RefSeq and is a predicted model, not a curated record. The transcript has 7 exons. Gene Ontology annotation, biological process: carbohydrate biosynthetic process.
UACCAGCACUAGCAGUAAAGCAGCAGCAGAAGUACCAGCAGCACCACCAUCAACAGGAGCAACGACGCUGGACUUUGGGACGCCUGGCGUCUCUCUCUCUUUCUAUUUCUAUCUCUUUCUCUCUUUCUCUCUUUCUAUCCCUCCCUCUAUCUCUCUCUCUCUCUCUCUCUUUUUCACUAACUCGUUUGCUCGCUCAUAUUGUUAGACUAGCAGACGACCGUUCCAACGUUCUCUUCUCAGUGAUCUAUGUGAUGCCGCCGUGAUCGUUCGGUGAUCCGUGCGCGCAUUAAUUUCUUUCCGCAAAACGUGCGCGAGAAUCACACGUGCGUCAAUUGAAAGGACAAAGCGAAGGAAAAAAAAAAAAAGAAAAAAGGAAAUCCCGAAGAAACGGAAAGAGAAAAGGUGUGACACUUUGAUCCCAUUCGACGAGGAAGAUACGACAAUAAAAAAGAUCACUCGACUCGACGUUUACAGAUAAGUGCGAUAAAUGUUCUAACGAAGCCCGACGUUGCAGGAUUUUCGGCUUGUAUGUCCGAAAAAGUCCGAUAUGAAUACAGAAGGAAGAACGUUCUCAGGGAGAUGACACCACGACGUCACGUAUUCGCGGGAAUUCGUCGAGCACUUUUGGCUGCCGCGAUCGUGGGUUUGAUCAUCUUGGCCCUCUCCAAUCAAGAUGAUCAUAACAACGUGCAACAGGGAACACUUUUGGACGACGAUAUCAACCUAACGCCAGAGGAGAGAAUGAUCGAACUAGCUACAGCUGCGGAAACAGAAGCUCGUUUGAUCGAACGAAGAAAAUUUUUGGCUGAAAAGUGUGCCGAGGAAGGACUCGAUCGUCCUGGAAAUGAUUCCCUUCACAAGCCCAACGCUUGGGAAUUUCUUGUAAAUAGAGAAUAUCAUCUGAUAUGGUGCAACGUAUUUAAAGCUGCAUCCACCUCAUGGAUGUAUAAUUUCAAUCUACUUGCAGGAUACAGUCCGCAAUUUUUAAAAGCCUCUAAAGCUGUACCAGUAUCUCUGGCACGGCAAAAAUAUCCUAGACACACGGCCGAAGAAUUAGCGAAAUUUUUAAAUGACAGUAUCAGCUUCCUAAUCGUCAGACAUCCUUUCGAAAGAUUGUUGAGUGCCUAUAGAGACAAAUUGGAGCAUAGUUUGCCCCAUACGUUUCACAGCAAUCUCGGUGCUCACAUAGUUUGGCAUUACAGAUCAAAGGAUUCGAAAAUGACUGGUAAACAUGGACCGAGAUAUCCAUUCUUUGAAGAAUUUGUUAGAUGGCUUUUGUGCCAGUGGAAAGCUGGAAACGAAUUGGACAUGCACUGGACACCGAUAGUCAACUUUUGCACACCCUGCCAAGUGCGAUUCGAUAUAAUCGCAAAAUUCGAAACACUUCGAGAAGAUCAGGACUUCCUUAUAAAGCAAGCACACGUUGGACAUAUCAUUAAACCGGAAUGGAAGAAUCCAACGAGAGGUGUUCAAACGAAAGACGUUGUCAAAAAUUAUUUCACUCAAUUAUCCAAGACACAAAUCAAUGAUCUUUAUGAAAUGUUUAGGUAUGAUUUUAUACUCUUCGAUUAUUCUCCCGAGGAAUAUAUUUCACUUGGAAAAGACAAGCCGACUACGUUGAUAUGCAAAAAUUGAAGUGGAAAUAUGCGAACUAGAAGACGAUCGUAACUCGAUCUUAACUAUUUGCGAAUGCAGCAUUUCUUUUUUUAUAUCAAAAUAAAUUCUUAUUUGAUGAAAAAACGCAACGAAACAUUAGAUUAUGCUUGAUAAAGUUGAAAACUACUAUGUUAUCUGUAUAUAAUAGUCAUUAGUUUGUCAUUUAUUAUAUAGAAAUAAAAAAGAGUAUUAAUUUUAAACAAAAA